CUGACGUCGGGCGUGGUUUUCCUCGGGAAACUCCCCACCGCAACAACAAUGCUGGGUGUCGUCGCAGCCGCUCUCCUCCUCGCCGGCCUCGUGGUUUUCCUCGUCAAAUUCGCCACCGCAGAUGGGGAUUUUACGUUGACAUCGAGGGGUGCGCCGAAGCGCGAUGAAGUGGAAGGCAAGGUUGUGUGGAUUACGGGCGCAAGCCGUGGAAUUGGGGAAAUCCUUGCAAAUCAAUUCACCAAUUUAGGAGCAAAGGUGAUACUUUCUGCUCGUAAUGCAGUGGAGCUUGAGCGGGUCAAAUCUGAAAUCAUCAGUAAAUAUCCUGCUAGUAGAGUUGAAGUGUUGCCUAUGGAUUUGGCAUCUGGUGAAGAAUCUCUCAAAGAAUCAGUAUAUAAGGCAGAAUCUUUGUUUUCUAGUGCUGGAGUUGAUUAUAUGGUCCACAAUGCAGCCUUUGAACGACCUAAAAGAAAAGCUUUGGAUGAAACCGAGGAAGGACUUCGGGCCACGAUGAACAUAAAUGUCUUAGGGACAAUAACUCUGACUCGCCUUCUGGCACCUUAUAUGCUUAAAAGAGGGAGAGGCCAUUUUGUUGUGGUGAGUAGUGCAGCUGGAAAGUGUCCUUCACCAGGCCAAGCUUUAUACUCUGCUUCCAAGCAUGCUCUAAAUGGAUAUUUCCAUUCUCUACGUUCUGAGCUAUGCCAGGAAGGGAUUAAGGUGACCAUUGUCUGCCCUGGGCCAAUUGAAACAUCAAAAACUUCUGAAACAAGUUCAUCAGGAAAAAGUAGAUCUUUGGAGAAGCGUGUGUCUGCAGAAAGAUGUGCUGAGCUGAUAAUUGUUGCCGCAACCCAUGGGCUAAAGGAAGCCUGGAUAUCAUAUCAGCCUGUGCUUUUUGUUAUGUACUUGGUGCAGUACAUGCCGACCAUUGGAUAUUGGUUUAUGGACCUGAUUGGUGCAAACCGGCUGGAUGCGGCAGCAAGCAAGAGAAGCGCAUACAGUUGGAGUUUGCUGUUUGGUCAUAAGAAAUCAGCAUGAUGUUGUCUCCGCUUCACGAGUCAGAUUCUUGAAGAUUGAGGAGCAUGGACAAAGCAAAUUGCAUUAGAUCCAGUAACUCAUUGUUUUGCCAGAAUUGUGUGCUUGUUCUCCCGAAUUAAGAAAUCAUACAUCUGUAUGAUCAGAACAAUGACAUCGAAAUGUUCUAAGGUCUAAAAUCAUGCACCGUCUGAAGGUCAAAUCAUGUAGGCUUUUGUAACAAUGUUAUAAGUUGCGUGAGUUCCACAGAAUUUGCAAGUAAUUAGCAAGUCAUUAUUGUAGUUUGCAGUCCGA
Musa acuminata subsp. malaccensis (wild Malaysian banana) is the source of this 1323-nucleotide messenger RNA. RefSeq lists its product as uncharacterized. Gene Ontology annotation, molecular function: oxidoreductase activity. Gene Ontology annotation, cellular component: membrane. The record is from RefSeq and is a predicted model, not a curated record. Lineage: Eukaryota; Viridiplantae; Streptophyta; Magnoliopsida; Zingiberales; Musaceae.